CAUUAAACCUUGUGCUUCUAUACAUUAAAGUUUUCAACCAUACAACCACUUAUAGUUGGGAAUACAAAUAAACAACUAUAUAAAGUCCAACAUCCUCACUUUUCUUUCACAACCAAAACAAGUGUGAUCAAACAAGGAAAGAAGCUAUAAACUCAUAAAAAGAAUGUCUCUAAUCACAGAAGAGAUCAAAGCCAAAGCUGAUGAGCUCUACUAUGGAGAUGAGAUGUGCCAAAUCAAAUCAAGGGAGCUGCUCAAAGAAAUGGAUCUUCCAAAUGGGCUGUUGCCAAUGAAAGACAUGGAGGAAUGUGGGAUUGUGAAAGAGACGGGGUUUGUUUGGCUGAAGCAGAAGAAGAGCUAUACUCAUAAGUUUAAAGACAUUGAUAGGUUGGUUACUUAUGGCACAGAAGUUACAGCCUAUGUGGAGAAAAACAAGGUUAAGAAGCUUACUGGAGUUAAGGCUAAGGAGCUCAUGAUUUGGCUCCCACUCUGUGAUAUCUAUGUUAAUCAACCACCAAACGGGAAAAUCACGUUCAAGUCUACGACUGGACUGUCGAGAACUUUCCCUGUGUCAGCCUUUCAGGUUGAAGAAGACGUCAAGGUUGUGGGAGAGAAGGAGAACAAAGAGAAGGAGAACAAAGAGAAGAAAGUAGUGAAUGGAGCCGCAGCUGCUGCAGCUAUAGAGGUGAAGGAGGUCUGAGUUUAGUUCUUUAAAAUUUCAAGGGGCUCUCUCUUCCUCUUUACUACUGGUUUGUUUUUGGCUCAAUAUGUUCGCUAUAUGUUCUUUUUUUCUUUUUUUAUGUUGAAAGUUUGUUUUAUUGAAUAAACAUUGGUAUGAAGUUUACGUA
This is a messenger RNA of Cucumis melo (muskmelon), 845 nucleotides long. RefSeq lists its product as uncharacterized. The transcript has a single exon. The record is from RefSeq and is a predicted model, not a curated record. Lineage: Eukaryota; Viridiplantae; Streptophyta; Magnoliopsida; Cucurbitales; Cucurbitaceae. The coding region runs from base 164 to 697 and encodes 177 amino acids.